Danaus plexippus (monarch butterfly) is the source of this 828-nucleotide messenger RNA. RefSeq names its product protein snakeskin (gene Ssk). The transcript is spliced from 4 exons. Gene Ontology annotation, biological process: septate junction assembly. The record is from RefSeq and is a predicted model, not a curated record. Bases 112 to 585 code for a protein of 157 amino acids. NCBI's taxonomy places the organism in Eukaryota, Metazoa, Arthropoda, Insecta, Lepidoptera, Nymphalidae.
AAUGAAAUCAUCCAGUGACGACUCACCUGUUAACAAAAGCGGACAAAAACAAAAGAGUGAAAAAAACUAAGAAAGUCAAUAAAUUUCAGUGAAAAGAACAAGUGAGUGAUAAUGGUUUCCGUUCAAACGAUAGCGACCAUUGUGGUAAAAGUAUUCAAAAUUGUCUUGAACAUAGUGAUUCUAGUUCUGUAUCGAACUGGUUACAAUGGCGAGUUUCUCGGCGUUGGUGGAACCUGGAACCUCAACGAAGAGAAGAACCCUGACGCAGAGAUAGUGGCCUCUGGAGUCAUCGUGGGUUACCUGAUCUACACUCUCGUUCAAGUGGUCACAUUCCUUUUUGGAACGACUGAACAUAAAAGAGCUAUGUCGGAAAUUGUGAUGAACUUCAUCGGCGUGUUUCUGUGGAUAGCCGUGGGGGCAGUGGCGCUUCAUUACUGGGGCGGUUACCAGGGAGAGCACCAAUUCCAAUUCGUAUUUGCAGAAAAACAGGUCGGCCUGGCCGUUGGUGCUCUAUGUGUGAUUCAAGGGGCUGUGUACCUCCUCGACACAGCAUUGUCUGUUAUACACUUUACGAAAGAAAUGUAAUUAGAUAUAAUCAAGAAUAAGAUAUUUCUAAGUCUUUGUAAUAAGCUUUUAAUAGAAAAUAUUUAAUAAUUACAUUUUUAAUAUUACCUGAUUCAUAGAUUUGAAUGUCUUAAUUAUUUUUUCGAACAGUUUGUUUAAUAUUCCCACCUCGUUGUAAAUAGAGUUUUCUGUAUUUUGCAACAUGUUUUGAUGUGUUUUUUUAUGCUGUUUAUUGUAUUUUAAUUAAAUUUAGUGAAAUCGAAA